Zalophus californianus (California sea lion) is the source of this 5702-nucleotide messenger RNA. RefSeq names its product amphiphysin (gene AMPH). The transcript has 22 exons. Gene Ontology annotation, cellular component: cytoplasm; plasma membrane; synaptic vesicle. The record is from RefSeq and is a predicted model, not a curated record. Gene Ontology annotation, molecular function: phospholipid binding; protein binding. The coding region runs from base 413 to 2995 and encodes 860 amino acids. Gene Ontology annotation, biological process: synaptic vesicle endocytosis. Lineage: Eukaryota; Metazoa; Chordata; Mammalia; Carnivora; Otariidae.
AAACUCUGCCUUGAAAGAACCGCGGAGCUGCCUUAGGGCCCUGGGACUGCUGCUUGGCGUCGUCCCCUUUCUCCUCCCGACCUCCUCUUCCACCACUGUGCGCCCUCCCUGGGCAAUUUGACUUCGGGCUCCUUCCCUCUCUUUUUCUCGCCACCCAGCCCCGUAUCGCCGCCAGGCCCGGAGCGCCCCGCCUCCGCGCUGUCGCUUUAAGCCGGUCCCCGCGCUGCGCCCCUCCCUCACCCCUCCUGGCGCUCCUCCGCUGCCCCUCACCGCCCCUCCCGCUCCUCCUCUCCCGCUCCUCCUCCUCCACCAUCUCCUCCUCCUCCUCCUCCUCCUCCUCCUCUCCCGCUAGUCCUCGCCGCAGCCGGCCCGCCGCCCGCUCCGCUCCUCGCCGCCUCCCGGACCCGCAGCCAUGGCCGACAUCAAGACGGGCAUUUUCGCCAAGAACGUGCAGAAGCGACUCAACCGCGCGCAGGAAAAGGUCCUUCAGAAGCUUGGGAAAGCUGAUGAGACAAAAGAUGAACAGUUUGAAGAAUAUGUCCAGAACUUCAAACGGCAAGAGGCGGAGGGUACCAGGCUUCAGCGAGAACUCCGGGGAUAUUUAGCAGCUAUCAAAGGCAUGCAAGAAGCCUCAAUGAAGCUCACCGAGUCGCUGCAUGAAGUCUAUGAGCCUGACUGGUAUGGGCGGGAAGAUGUGAAGGUGGUUGGCGAGAAAUGUGAUGUCCUAUGGGAAGACUUUCAUCAAAAACUAGUGGAUGGGUCCUUGCUGACACUGGAUACCUAUCUGGGCCAAUUUCCUGACAUAAAGAAUCGCAUUGCAAAGCGCAGCAGGAAGCUGGUGGACUAUGACAGUGCUCGCCACCAUCUGGAAGCUUUGCAGAGCUCCAAGAGGAAGGAUGAAAGUCGAAUCUCUAAGGCAGAAGAGGAAUUUCAGAAAGCACAGAAAGUGUUUGAAGAGUUUAACGUUGACUUACAAGAGGAGUUACCGUCAUUAUGGUCAAGACGAGUCGGGUUUUAUGUCAACACUUUCAAAAACGUUUCCAGCCUCGAGGCCAAGUUUCAUAAGGAAAUUGCAGUGCUUUGCCAUAAAUUGUAUGAAGUGAUGACGAAGCUGGGUGACCAGCACGCUGACAAGGCCUUCACCAUUCAAGGAGCUCCCAGCGAUUCUGGUCCUCUCCGCAUCGCAAAGACACCCUCACCACCUGAGGAGCCUUCACCCAUCCCGAGCCCAACAGCUAGUCCCAAUCACACGCUGACACCUGCAUCUCCUGCACCAGCAAGGCCUAGGUCACCUUCACAGACAAGGAAGGGGCCUCCCGUCCCACCUCUGCCUAAAGUCACCCCAACAAAGGAACUCCAGCAGGAGAACAUCAUCAGUUUCUUCGAGGACAACUUUGUUCCAGAAAUCAGUGUGACGACACCUUCACAGAACGAAGCCCCUGAGGUGAAGAAAGAGGAGACAUUGUUGGAUCUGGACUUCGACCCUUUCAAGCCUGAGGUGGCACCUGCAGGUUCUGCCGGAGUGACCCACUCCCCCAUGUCACAGACAUUGCCCUGGGACCUAUGGACGACAAGCACUGAUUUGGUACAGCCGACUGACUCUUCAAAAAAUCUUUCCCUGUGUAACCUGAUCAUGGAGGAAACUCCAGAGAGUCGGUUGGCCGAAGAAAUUCAAAGAUCUCAGAUUGACCUAGGUGCUUUUAUUUGGGGCCCUGAUGCUAGUACAGAGAGUAUCAGCCAGGAAGUUACCCAAGGUGGGUCUGAGGAAGACUCUUCAUGUCUCUCUGAAGCAGAGCAAGACAUUGGAUUAUCCACUGGAAUUCCUUCUUCUGCUGACUGGCACACUGUAGCUGAACAGGGUGAACAUAUCGUGGGGCCAGCCCCUCUGUGUGGAAAUGAACAGAUGUACCCAAAGCCUGUGCCUGAGGCUGAAUUUGCCACAGCAGCUGGUACGGAGAUGGAGCAGCCUCAUGACUUACCUGCCUCAGAGAUGGCAGCCACAGAAACUGGUGGCCUGGUCAAUGAAAGUCAAGAAGGUGUUAAACAGUCAGAAGAAGAGGAAGAGAAAGAGAAGAUAGAAGAUUCUAUGUGGGCAGGUGUGGAGACGUGUGAAAAGGCUUCUGGUGGUACAUUUAAUGGAUUCACCCAGCCCCAGGACACUUCAUUAUUCACAAUGCAGACAGACCAGAGCAUGAUCUGUAACUUGCCUGACUCUGAACAGGCUCCACCCACAGAGCCGAAAGCAGAGGAGCCCCCUGUCGCUGCCGCACUUGCUGUUGGGCUGGACUCUGGACUGGACACCCAGGCUGAGGAGCCAGUGGAGGGGGCAGUGGUCAUACCUGGAACGGACGCCGAUGUGGCUGUUGGAACCGUGGUGUCAGCCGCUGAGGAGGCCCCAGUGGAGGAAGCAGAGACAGAGAAGGCAGCUCUUCCUGCUGGGGAAGGAGCAGGUGUGGAGGAGGCCAGGACUGACGCUGAUACCACACAGCCUGUAGAUAGUGACCGAUCUCAACCGGAAGAACCAGAAGCAGCUGCCCCUCAAGAGAAAGUGAUCCCUUCAGUCGUCAUAGAGCCCGCCUCCAACAAUGAAGGGGAGGGAGAUCACGAAGAGCCGGCAGGUGCAGAGUCGGUGGAGACCCCCAAUGCCGCGGCUCUUCCGGGCCCCGCCGGUGAGCUGCCAGAACUGGCCGCAGAGCCCGAGGCGGGCCAGGACUCCCAGCCACUGCCCUCCACUCCAUCUGCAAGCGAGGUGGCUCAGGAAGUGCCUCCUGGCUUCCUCUACAAGGUGGAAACACUGCAUGAUUUUGAAGCAGCAAAUUCUGAUGAACUUACCUUACAAAGGGGUGACGUGGUGUUGGUGGUCCCCUCAGAUUCAGAAGCUGACCAGGAUGCAGGUUGGCUGGUAGGAGUGAAGGAAUCAGACUGGCUUCAGUACAGAGACCUUGCCACCUACAAAGGCCUCUUUCCAGAGAACUUCACCCGGCGCCUGGAUUAGGGCCAAGAGUAUUGUAGAAAGAGCCUCGUUAAUUGGGUUUUUAAACCUCCGUGAAAACCCGAAGAGUUCACUUUUGCUAUUACACUCUUAAUGAUUUACAGGCUGGUGCCAGGCAAAGCUUGGAAAGAUAUAUCAAUGGAGCAUGUGUGCAAAAAAAAAAAAAAAAGAAAGAAAGAAAAACAAGUAAAUUACAGAUAAAGUCCUCACUGGUUCCCACGUUAUCCAUAACAGGUUUCUUUGUGCUUUGUCCAAGCUGUGGAGACUCUUGUACUUGAUCCCCUCCCACCGUUUCCAAAGUAGCUUUCUCCAGACCAGAACCUUCAUUUCUGAACACCAAGUGUAUGGUUCCUGAGUGCCUGCCCUGCGGAAGACUCGAAUUAUCCUGUAGUACGAGAUUAUCUCCUUCCCCUGCACAGGUGUGAGCACGUGAUCUCUCUCCCUUUCAAGCUGUGUUUCAAACUCAACUGCUACACAAAAGGUUCUUUUCCAACACCUCUCUCUCUGUGUAUAUGGCCACGCGGUUCCACAUGCUAGUUCCCAUCACUCCAAGAUCUAUGUGUAUGCACAAAGCUACAUAUACAUAGUUGCUUCCUUUCGUUCCAUUGUAUUCUUUGCCUCUCGAGUGUCAUUGAUACAUGCAUUGCUCUUGCUCUGUCUGGCAUUACAGUGGCGGUUUUGCCUCGGGGCAAAACCAACCAUCCAUUGCCAAAACAGUCGACAGUAUCUGCGUUGGGUACUGUGCAUUUGUCAGGAUGUGAUGACAGAUAGCAUGUCAAGGCUCCUUGUCCCUUUGGAAAAGCAGAGCCUCGUUAUCUAGGGUCCAGCUGCUGAAGCUGGAGGUAAGCUAGUCGGGAUGAGCAGCUCUAUGGUGUUACCUUAUGCCUUUCAAAGAUUGGCUGGUUGAUGGGGCAUCAAAGUCCACCCUCAAAGAACACUAUAAAAAAAAAGCUCCUAUAAAUUUCCAACUCUUUAUGCAACUCAUCUUCCCAGAUUGUCCUAAAAUAAGAUAGGCGAUGUAUGCUGUAUGCACAAAUCAUCUGUAAGAGUUAUGUUUUCAGUGCUGUGUCAUUACAAAUAAACCUCUGGAAACCUCCAGCAAUGACCUAAUUCCUUCUGUGGAGUCAUUUGUUUCAGAAACCUCGGUUCAGUCAGAGGCACUCCUUGGAACAGUGUACGUUGGAGUUGUUAUUUGUGCGGAAAUAUGCUUGUUCCUCCGGGUUGUGCUCCAGACCCCGCCUCCCUUCCCCAAAGCCCUUCCUCCCAGUCAUUGCUGCUCACCCAGCAAUGACUGCAGCACAAAUAACAGCUGUGGACUGAGGCCCCUGGCAGGUGCUGGCUGUUGACCAACUGUGUAUCACUGAAAAUUUGACGACCUCAUAAUCAGCACUUUGCUCUCCCACCAGCUCAUUUUUUGGGUCACUUUUCUUGCUGACAUGUUGAUGCGUAGGUAUAUCAAAUAGAUCACCUGGAAGAGAAAAGUCAGUUCGCUGGGCCACUCUUCAGAGAAGAGAAUUCUUAAACAUCUUUCAUUCGAUUUACUCUUUUCUCUUUUCUGCCGGUAUAAUCCCGUACACAAUGUAAGCUGGUCAACAAUGGGCAUUAUUAGUCUUCUGAAUUUGAUACGUGUUUCUGAUUCGUGGUGCCAGUUCUCUUGGCGGGUUACCGACUUUCAGGUUUCCUAACAGGGAAUUAGCUGUUAUUGACCCAGGAUUUUUCCAGGGGCUAAUUGACAGGGAAGAUGGAUCAUCACAAAUGUUCCUUUAGUGCAAGAAAAUAACAAAUGCUGCCCAGUGGCAUAGCUAAUAGUUCAACAAAUAAAUUGCAGCAACGUAAGACUGAUAAUAGGAAGCCGCUCCUGACAUUGGAGGGCAUGGGAGAGUUAAAGAUGAGACUGAAAUUUCAGUUCUUGUGAUAAAAUGCACCUAAUGUUCUUGAAAGAUAAUAGCUGCCUCUCCUGGAGCAGUUACUCUGAAAUCCCUCUCACACUCCCCGCAAGUCCACAGUGGCUCUCCUGGUGCACAGCUUGGCAGGACACGGUUCCUUAGGUAGGUUCUGCCGACACCUGUAACAUUCCUAGAUGAAUUUAACAAGUCCUUCCAAAAUGGCAGGUGUUUACUUAGUCAUUUUGUCCUGGUGUAGAGCCCUUGAAAAAACUUUCAACAUCAAAUAAUCAGAUUAUUUGUUUCAGGAAUUUUCAAGAUCCUUGAUUGUCCAAAGCCCUGUAAAUAAAGAGGCUGAGAGGGAGGGGGAUGGGAAAGUGAUCUUCUCCAGAAAUGUCUACAGAUAGAUAGGGUGUGAAUUUUCUUUUCCACUCAAUGCAUUUUCUAGGGCAUGGGGUUACUAGUGUGGAAGCUCUUUUCACUUCUCUCAGUCUGACUCAAGUUCUGAGGUCACCAAACCAUCAUAGGCACAUUCCUUGGUCAUAUGGUGGCUAAUCUGUAGCAAUGCUUUAUUCCAAAUGCUGGGCCUUGACCCAGCAAGCCCUACCCACACCCACUCUUUGUGUUUUCUGAUUUCUCUUUCAAACCCAGGGGCAUGUGGACCUUCGAAUAGUACCAGGGGCCUUCAAAGAAUCACAUAGAGCCAGCCUGUGGUUUUUAUUGAACAGCCACCCAACUGGCAUUCCCACCAAUAUCAGAAACAGACUCUCAUUUUUUUUUAAAGAUUUUAUUUAUUUAUUUGACAGAGACACAGCAAGAGAGGGAAC